Ambispora leptoticha is the source of this 646-nucleotide messenger RNA. The record is from the annotation of a GenBank genome assembly. Lineage: Eukaryota; Fungi; Glomeromycota; Glomeromycetes; Archaeosporales; Ambisporaceae.
AUGGGAAACCAACAAUCAAAAAAAUCAAAACGGCAUAACAUCAAACCACCCGUUAAAGAAAUUUCUAGCAUAAGUAGUGAUGAAUAUCUAUCAAGUCCAACGGAUUCAGCAUUUCGAUACGUGGGCGGCCGAAAAUUUUAUCGAGAUAUUCCUAGUGUAUUCCCAGUUGACUUAGAUAAAAAUGAGAAAAAACAAAUCAUAGCAAGACUUGUAUGGCAAGGGAAUUUCUCUGCACCAAUCGAAGGUCAUUUAAAAGCUGGUGGAUUAAAAAUAUUGGAUGUUGGAUGUGGUCCAGGAACAUGGAUAAUCGAAAUGGCCAAAACAUAUCCAUCAUGCACAUUCACAGGUGUUGAUAUUGAUAUCACUUCAACCUUAAGAGAGCCGCCAAAUAAUGUUGAAUUCAUAGAAGCCAAUAUCCUUAACGGGAUACCAAUUAAAAGCGGUGAAUUUGAUUUUGUGGUUAUGCAUUUUUUAAAUGGUUGUUUCACGAUGCGACAAUGGGAAUCGAUGCUUAUUCAAGAAGUUGCCCGUGUUAUGAAACCUGGAGCAUGGCUUGAAUGGAUGGAGACUGAUGCGGAUCUAAAAAAUCAAGGAGAAAUUACAAAAAAAUUAUUACAAGCUCUCUUGUCGGGAGUAAAGUCGAAAG